AAGAUGCUGUAUUUGGUUAAGACUUAAAACCAUUUUGGUUUUAGGUUUUGAAAGAACAAUUUGGAAGAUGAGGAAACUCGAACUUAGGACGGCGACAUCAAAGCAAUCAUUUUUUUUUUUUUUUUUUUUUUUUNCUUUCUUGUGUUCCGGAACAACAACAAUGGACGCAAGACCCAAUUUUUCUUAAAAUCAGGCCAUUAAUUUCAAUUUUUUUCUUGAUUUCAUCGUCUUCGGUGUUGGUCUUGUGAUCGAUCAUCCAUCUCCAGGGAGAAAGAAAGAUUCAACAUUUAUCAAUAAUAAUACACCUCUCUCUCUCUCUCUCUCUCUUGUGGUUUUGAUUCUAUCGUAUCGUAUCUCUUCUUCAAUAUCCACUUUCCAUUCCCGAUUUAACGACUUUCUUAGUUUCUAUCUCCCUCCCAUGUCCCUGACCUGACCCCUCUCUCUUAUCUCCUUUUAAAGUUUUUUCCUUUGAUUUGAAUCGAAAGAGGAAACAAUGAGCAAGUUCGGAGACUUGAAUCCGGCCUUCUCUGGUGCGGGUCGUAGCAGCAGCAACACCAAUAAUAAUAAUAACCCUGACGCGAGUUUCAAUCCAGCGCCGUUUUCACGCUCUUCUUCUGGUCUCUCUAAGCCCAGAUUCUCCAAGGUGAGAAGGCAAGUAAAGUCUCAGAAUUUUACGAAGCCCUCGGUGACUUCUGAUUCUUUACCGGGUCAGAGUUUCAACCCGUUUCAGUUUCGUGGGUCUUUUUCCGGUGAUCCAACCCCAAGUGAGAUCGGAUUUGGACGGAGCAGCAGCAAUGAGGGUUUUGUGUUUGGAUCAUCUACUCAUGGUUCUGGUGAAGAGAUUGGGACAAGGGUUAUGGAGGAAAUGGGAAAGUUGAACAUGGAAGGUGAAGAAGGAAAGGAUUAUCUUAGGAAGAAUGAACAUUUGGCUUCCAGCUUUAGUUUUUGUGUGAAGAAGGGAAACAACUCUGUUUUUGCAGCGAGUCAAACUGUAGAAGAUGAUGAACUUCCAACUCUGUUGAGUAAUAAACUGAAUUUUGCUUCUUCUUCUUCGAGGAGUACAGGACAUGUGAUCCAGGAAAGUAUGGAGAAGUUGAAUAUUUCAGAGAGUAUGACUGAUGAUCAGAAACGAAGUAAUAACUUCAAAUCAAAAGAGUCCAUGGAUUAUGUUGGGCAGAAGAUACUAUCUGAUGAAUUGAGUAGAAAGUUAAGUGUUGGAAGUAUGAAAACUGAUGGGAACCUUUCUGGAGAUUCAAUUCAGGGGAGUGUGAAUGAUUUGAACAGUUCAUGUCCGAUGAACUAUAGUUUUGUAGGUACACAGCCAAGUGAACAUCUGAAUCCUACAAGUGUUCAUGUUGUAUUCUCUGCAACAGUAAACAAUCCCAAGUUUAAUUUUGUGAGUAAUCAAGACAGUAGGGGGACAGGUUUUAUGGAAUUCAAGACCCCCAAUUCGAAAGUAAACCCAUUUUCUAGUUUGGACCAGAAAUUGGGGUUCAAUGCGAAGAAGGACUAUGUUGGUGCCACGAGAGGGAGAAGGAAAGGAGGUAAGCAGCCUGUGAAAGUGCAGCUAAAUAUUGGACAUGAGUUUGCUUUUGCAGAAAGUGCUUUUCCAAAUGGAAGCAGUGAAGCUCCCGAGGCUUAUUCACCGAUGGAUGUAUCUCCAUAUGAGGUGACAGAAGAUUGUAGAGACUUUGCUGCUGAAUCAGAUCAGUUUCUGAAUUCUGAAAAAGGUCAUUUCUCGUCUGAUAUACCACCUACUGCUCCAAAUGAUGUGUUUGAUGCAGAGCUAGUUGCUGCAACUGAACGGAUGGAAAUUAACGAGGGGGAUGAAGUUGAUAACUAUCAAGCUAAAGAAUUUAAUACUGGGAAAUGUGCUGAUCACGAAGACUUUGCUGCAGAUUCUAUAUCUGGAGCUGAUACUGAAAGUUUUAAAUCGGCAGCGGAAGAGAUGGAAACUAGUAGUGAAACUUUUGCUACAGCUUCAGAAAGUGAGGUUACUUCACGAUAUAAGUCUGACACGCAAGAAAAUGAUGACCAUUCGCCUGGUAAUACAGGUGCUGCUAGCUCCAGUUUUACCUUUUCUGCUUCAUCGUUUUCGGGAGUGCAGGGGCAACUAUCAACUUCAAAACGUAUCAAUAGGAAGAAAAACCCAAUUAAAAUUGGGCAGGAUCCAUAUAUCUUAAUUCCAAAUGCAACACUACCAUUAAAAUCUUCACAACAUUCGCCGUUAACUGGUGUGCAGUCACAUUUUUCCAGUGGGAAACCUAGUGAACGGGAUCCGCUUACUCGUCUACACAAGCCUUUUAAUAAUUCUGUGAUGGACAAAGCACGAAUCGAAAAAGAUGUUUCUAAUGCAGCACAAGAGGCAUGUGAGAAGUGGCGACUAAGAGGAAACAAUGCUUAUAAAAUUGGAGAUCUUUCCAGAGCUGAGGAGUCUUACACUCAAGGGAUUGAUUCAGUGCCUACAAUCGAAACUUCUAGAAACUGUCUGAGGGCGUUGAUGCUUUGCUACAGCAACCGUGCUGCAACGCGUAUGGCCCUUGGAAGAAUGAGAGAAGCAAUAGCAGAUUGUACGAUGGCUUCUUCAAUAGACUCCAACUUCCUUAAAGUUCAAGUCAGAGCUGGAAAUUGUUACCUUUCACUUGGGGAGAUUGAAGAUGCAUCCAAGUAUUUCAAGAAAUGCUUGCAGUCCGGAAGUGACAUCUGUGUGGACCGUAAAAUUAUAGUAGAGGCUUCUGAAGGUCUACAAAAGGCACAGAGAGUUUCCGAAUGCAUGCAUGAAGCUGGCCGCCGUUUGCAACUUAGAACAUCAACUGAUGUUGAGAAGGCUUUGGAAAUACUGGAAGAAUCUCUUUUGAUAAGUUCAUACUCUGAAAAGUUACUCACCAUGAAGGGAGAGGCACUCUUAAUGCUUGAGAAGUAUGAAGCAGCAAUAAAGCUUAGUGAGCAGACAGUUGAUUUGGCUGGAAAGAAUUGUCGUCCAGAUUCUUAUGACACUCACAAGGAUAUAAAUUUUAGAAUUUGGCAGUGUCAACUCAUGCUUAAAUCAUAUUUCCAUAUGGGAAAGCUUGAGGAAGCGAUUGCUUCUCUAGAGAAGCACGAGCUACUAUCUGCUACAAAAAGAGACGGAAACAAAACUCUUGAAUACUCCAUUCCAUUGGCUGGUACUAUACGUGAGUUGUUGCGCCUUAAGUCGGCAGGGAAUGAAGCCUUUCAGUCUGGACGACACACUGAAGCAGUUGAACAUUACACAGCAGCCCUAGCUUGCAAUGUGGAAUCACGUCCGUUUACAGCUGUGUGUUUCUGUAAUCGUGCUGCUGCAUAUAAGGCUCUUGGUCAAUUUUCCGACGCUAUUGCAGACUGCAGCCUUGCUAUUGCUCUUGACCAAAAUUACUCAAAGGCUAUUUCUAGACGGGCAACGUUGUUCGAGAUGAUUAGGGAUUGUGGACAGGCAGCAAGUGAUAUGGAGAAAUAUGUUAAUAUUCUAACCAAGCAAAUGGAAGAGAAGACCUCUGGAAUUCAUGACAGAUUCACAAGUAUGGCCAAUGACAUAAGACAAGCUCGCGUACGACUUUCUGAACUGGAAGAGAAAUCAAGGAGAGAAAAUUCAUUGGAUAUGUACCUCGUCUUGGGUGUUGUACCAUCAUGCUCAGCUUCAGAUAUCAGAAAGGCGUAUAGGAAGGCCGCACUCAAACAUCAUCCGGACAAGGCUGGUCAGUCUUUGACAAGAAACGAGACUAAAGAUGAGAGGUUAUGGAAGGAGAUAGGAGAAGAAGUGCGCAGAGAUACCGAUAAAUUGUUUAAAAUGAUUGGGGAAGCAUAUGCUGUGCUUUCAGACCCUGCAAAGCGUUCUCAAUAUGAUCUUGAAGAAGAAAUGCAUACUAUGCAAAAGAGACGUGAUGGAAGCAGCACAUCUGGAGCCGACACAGAUGUUCAUUAUCCUUUCAACGGCAGUAGAAGAAACUGGAGAGAAGGAUGGAGUUCACGUAGAGACCCAUCCGCUCCGAGGUGGUCUGAUCAAAGCCGAUCAAACAGAUACCCAUUGUAACACUAUAAUCACCUCGAAGAUAUCUUUUACCAAAAUUUCUCAGCAGCAAAAGUUGAGUCCUCCUGCAAAUACUCAGACCGGUAAGGCGCUUGAUAGUAAUAUCAGAUGGUCAGAUUAACACAAGAUGCACAAAAUUUACGCAAGUGAUGGAGAAAAAGGAGAGUUCUCUCGGUUGUAUACUCGUUUUGUUCGUGAGGUAGAGAGACAUCUCCAUUGCUCUCCAUGUGAAGAAACAGUGUACAGGGGUCACAGGGUAAAGUGAGUGAUUGAUGCAGACAUACUAUAAAGAUUUUUUUGUUUGUUUAUCCUCUUUGGGGUCAAGACUCGAAGUGGUCUCCCUCGUUUGCAGUUCUUGUUUGUUUUAACCCUUUUGAUUUGUAGUGGAUUAUCUCACUCAAUUCAUUGAUUUCUGCAAAAAGUCAUUUAGAUUUGAUUUUGCAUUCAAUACAAAUAUAUAUUGUUCGA
Camelina sativa (false flax) is the source of this 4513-nucleotide messenger RNA. RefSeq lists its product as uncharacterized. Gene Ontology annotation, molecular function: protein binding. NCBI's taxonomy places the organism in Eukaryota, Viridiplantae, Streptophyta, Magnoliopsida, Brassicales, Brassicaceae. The record is from RefSeq and is a predicted model, not a curated record.